This is a messenger RNA of Jatropha curcas, 2513 nucleotides long. RefSeq names its product serine/threonine-protein kinase PBL34. Gene Ontology annotation, molecular function: protein kinase activity; ATP binding. Lineage: Eukaryota; Viridiplantae; Streptophyta; Magnoliopsida; Malpighiales; Euphorbiaceae. Gene Ontology annotation, biological process: protein phosphorylation. The record is from RefSeq and is a predicted model, not a curated record.
AUCGAUAAUAGGAAAAGGGGAGAGAGAGAAAUUUAUCUGAUUUUUUUUUUUGGGCUAAUAUAUUUAACUUUUUUAUUUAUUUCUUAAAUAUUUUUUUGAUUUAUUUGCUUUUAUUUUAAACUGGUCGCUUUGUGUCUGAAUCUCUGCAAUUGUGUGUAUUGGGGAUAGUUUGUUUUUUUUGAGAUUUCUGUUAUCUUUAGAGCAGACAUUUCCUGCUCUGUACUGAGGUUUGUUGGUUCCAUUUGUUAAAUCCUAUUUUUUUCUUGUUUUAAGGAAAAAAGAAAGACCAAACUACUUUUGUUUCUGGUUAAAUAGUUUCCAACUUGAUUAUUAAUUUUUAGUCUAAAAACUCAAAAGGGGUUGCCAUUUUUGACCUUCUUCUUGUGAUCUCGCUAUUUUGCUCUACUGGGUUUGUGGGUAUUCAAGAGAAAUUGUUAAAUUUCGUUGCUUUUUGGUUGUUUUUUCCUUUUUUUUUUUUCCCUUCUUCCCCUUUUUGGGUUUUGGAAGAUAGUUUUUGGUGGGGGGUUGGGAUUUGGGGGGUCUUUGGAUGAAAAGUGGGUCUGGGUUUUUAGGGUUUUUUGAGAGGAGCAGAGUAUGGGAUUGGGAAGUGAAGAUGGAAAGGUGAAGGCUUCUAGGGACGUGUGCAAAUCAAAGGGAAGGAAGAAGAAAAAAGAUGACGGUGAUGGCAGUGGUGGUGGUGUUGGUGGCGGUGAUGAUGUUGUGGACGAGGCGGAUACAGGGUGUUGGUUCAAGUUGAGGUUUAUAGGGGGCUGCAUUUCUUCAAGAUCCAAAGUUGAUAGCUCUGUUAGUGGGACGAGUACCCAUUGCGAAAGUAAAUCAACAAAUGAUACAAGCAGAGACCAACCAGCCGCCCCUGCAAUCUCAUCUACGACCACAAGUAAUGCAGAAAGUAAUUCAUCCACUUCCAAACUCGAAGAGGAGCUUAAAAUUGCUUCCCGACUGCGAAAGUUCACAUUUAAUGAUCUAAAGUUGGCAACAAGAAAUUUCAGACCUGAGAGUCUUCUUGGCGAAGGGGGUUUUGGUUGUGUUUUUAAGGGGUGGAUUGAAGAAAAUGGAACUGCUCCAGUGAAACCUGGUACAGGGCUUACUGUUGCAGUUAAAACCCUUAAUCAUGAUGGGCUUCAGGGUCAUAAAGAGUGGCUGGCUGAAGUGAAUUUUCUCGGUGAUCUUGUGCAUCCUAACUUGGUCAAACUGAUUGGUUACUGCAUUGAAGAUGAUCAAAGGCUGCUAGUGUAUGAGUUUAUGCCUCGAGGAAGCUUGGAGAAUCACCUGUUUAGAAGAUCUCUGCCUCUUCCAUGGUCCAUAAGGAUGAAAAUUGCACUAGGUGCUGCAAAAGGUCUGGCCUUUCUUCAUGAAGAAGCAGAAAGGCCGGUCAUAUAUCGUGAUUUCAAAACUUCUAAUAUCCUAUUAGAUGCAGAUUAUAAUGCUAAACUUUCGGAUUUUGGACUUGCCAAAGAUGGUCCCGAGGGGGAUAAGACCCAUGUAUCAACUCGUGUGAUGGGAACAUAUGGUUAUGCAGCUCCGGAAUAUGUGAUGACUGGACAUCUUACAUCAAGGAGUGACGUCUACAGUUUUGGUGUGGUUUUACUUGAAAUGAUAACUGGCAGAAGAUCCAUGGACAAGAACCGACCUAUUGGAGAACAUAACCUUGUGGAAUGGGCUCGGCCUCAUCUUGGAGAGAGAAGAAGAUUCUACCGAUUGAUAGACCCUAGGCUUGAAGGCCACUUUUCCAUAAAAGGUGCACAAAAAGCAGCACAACUGGCUGCUCACUGCCUUAGCAGGGAUCCAAAAGCCAGGCCCCUAAUGAGCGCAGUUGUGGAGGUGCUGAAGCCUCUGCCCAACCUUAAAGACAUGGCAAGCUCAUCAUAUUAUUUCCAAACCAUGCAAGCUGACCGAACUCUUUCCAGCCCAAAUGCCAAAAGUAGCAGCCGAACUCAAGGAGGAUUAUUGAGGAAUGGACAACAACACCGGAGCCUUUCAAUACCAAAUGGUUCCCAUGCAUCUCCUUACCAUCAUCAAUAUCCCCAUCAAUCGCCUAAACCCACCAGUAAAGCAUAGCACAGAGUCAGCAAUUAUCUACUUUUCACCACCCAUUUUCAUCAUUCAUUCCUUUUUCCCUCCUUUUCCCGAGAUGUAUUAUCUGUGAAAGCAUUUGUUCUUAGACACCGGAAAAGGCAACAGAGAAACAUAUGCGCUCUAUAUUAUGUUUAGAAUGGUGACCUCCCGGCAGGGGAGAAUGUUAGGCAGGUGAAGCUUGUGGAGCAAAAUGUCUGUGAGCCAUAUGUUGCUACAAAAUGUCUUGAAAUGCUAAAAAGAUUUAUUAGCUCCUUGUAAAAUUUUUCCCCCUCCCGCUUCACUUCACUGCCUUUAUCCUGUCAAUAUAAACCUAAAAUCAGUCCUAAUUCUGUUACUGGAACAUUUAUGCAAUGGCAGUGAGGCCGUGGCUGGCAUUUCUUAUUUUUGAUUAAUGCAGGAUGAGAAUUGUUGCAAAA